AACUCCAUGGACAAUAUGUCCAACACUCGUUUCAUAGCCCUCUACCAUCAUUUGAUCAAGCAAUAUUCCGCCAACUCGACCUUUAGGGAGAUGGAAGUGGCCUCCGUGCUACUCAUCUACUACAAGUUUGUUUUGGCGAACGGACCGCUUGCUCGAAAGAUGCAGAAACAACAACUAUACAAUCUGUUUUUGGUGCUAUUCGAUAUAAAUGAUCGUCUAAUUACUGAACGUAUUUUGCUUACCAUAACAACCGAUGCCAAAUACAUUGAUCCCCUAGCCUGGUUGAACUUAUUGGAAAUCUUCAUGUCCACUGAUCUCCGAGUGCGCAUGAAGUUCGCCUUUUCAGUUUACAAUGCAAGUGGCAGCGGGUAUUUGAAUCGAGAACUUAUUAUCCAGAAAGUGGAGCGUUUUUUUGAUGGUCAGGAUGAGGAUGAAAUAAAUGAGCUUCGUUCAGAUAUGGUAGACUUCCUCUUCCUCAAAUUCGAUUUAGACAAAGAUGGCCAAAUCUCGUUCGACGAAUACGCGGAGGUUGUCUCCAAACAGCCUGCUCUCCUAGAAUUUCUAGGUCAGUGCUUGCCAACAAAUAGUGGAAACUUUCUCAUCGCUCAUUGCGCCAAUAUAUAUUCAUUUAUUGAUCGUUUAGAGAUUUAAACGUGAAUAAAAGCGCAAACAGAUAAA
Molecule: messenger RNA, 678 nt
Organism: Scaptodrosophila lebanonensis
Lineage: Eukaryota; Metazoa; Arthropoda; Insecta; Diptera; Drosophilidae
Product: EF-hand calcium-binding domain-containing protein 1-like
Exons: 3
Coding region: 7-651 (214 amino acids)
Molecular function (GO): calcium ion binding
Source: RefSeq, a predicted model, not a curated record